AUGUCCAAGUUUGAUAAAAGUGUGUGUGAGUGGAUCGCCUCCUCCUCAAUCAAUCGUGCAAGCAAGCAGGAAAUUCUCGAACGGGUUAAAUCUACCAUUGACGAGUACAAGAAGCUGGAUGAGCGAAGCCAUCACUACAGCAAUACAGUCAACGACGACAAUGAGAAAAAUAAAAGCACCAACAACCGUAAUUCCCGUAAAAGUGCUACACAGACACCUCCAUUAGGGAAAAAAUCAACUUUACGUUCUUCGAAAAAGAAUGAAGAAGGAAAGAUGGUGGAUUACGGUUUUACAGAGGUGGUGGAUGAUGUUCUGCACAAGUUGGAGCGUGAGAGUAUGCCUCCUCUACCUCCACGUCGUCCAUCCACUAAAAUGAAUGAAAGCCAGAAUGAAAUCCACUCGGUGAAUUCCGCACCACAAGGUAAUGAGGAACCAAAAAAUACUCAAGAUAUUAUUUCAGAAUCACAACAAGAGCAUCAUGAAGAAAAUGUGAGCUGUCUUAGCGAUGAUCAACCGCACAGUGAAAAAAAUAGAUCGGUUUCAAGUGAUUUGGAAGCUAUGCAAAAUAGAUUUGCAACAUUUAAAUUUGGAAAGGCCGAAACAGAAAGUCAACCAUCAGCUGUAGUGGAAACUAACCAUUUUGAAGAUGCUGCUGCUGCCCGUCGUAAUAGUGAAGAUGAAAUUAUCGCAGAAGGUGAAGAUGCACGUUUACGACUUCUUCAACAGAAGCGUUCUUCUCGACCUGGUAUUUCAGCUUUAAGUAUUGAUGCCGAUGAAAUUAUGUCUACAGAAUUUUUGGCUACACCAAAAUCAAGUGAAGAUAUGGCUUUCAUUAAAAAAGUAUUGGAAUCUCAUUUCCUUUUUUCAUUCUUGGAUGAUGCAGAGAUCUCAAUGUUAACUAUGGUAAUGGACACAACAGACAUUCCAGAGGGUACCAAGAUUAUUAGCAGGGAUGAAACUGGUGAUACCUUUUAUAUUGUUCUAAGUGGAGAAGCAAAGAUGACCAUGUACGAAAAAGAGGAAGAAGAAGAAGAAGAAGAACGCACAAAAACUAUAGAUUUACAAAGAGGUGCAGUUUUUGGUGAUCUUCAACUUUUGUAUGAAGUUAAAAGUGAAGUAACUGUGGAGGCUAUGACACCUAUGGUUUGUGCCACCAUAAAAAGAAAAACGUACAAAAUUAUUCUUUCUCGAUCAGCCGAAGAAAAGCGUAAACGUUACGUUUCCUUCCUUGAAAAGGUACCCUUCCUUAAGGAUUUAACCCCAGAUGAGCGUUCAAAGAUGGCAGAGGCCUUGAAGAAUGAUCACUUUACUCAGGGUGAUAAAAUUAUCCGAUAUGGUGAAAAGGGUGAUUGGCUGCAUAUUAUUGUAGAAGGCACUGCGGAUGUUAUUGGAAGAAAUGAAGCCGGUGAGGAAGAGUAUGUUGCCACUUUCCAUGAGGGUGAUUGUGCGGGUGAUUUGGAGUUCCUCUUUCAUCACGAAACCGUGGCGGAUAUCGUUGUCAGCAGCCCAACUGUGAAAACCGCAAAGUUGAGUCGACGUCAUUUUGAGAAACUCAUCGGAACAGCGAAGGAGUUGCUGCAGCGAAAGGCAGAGGAGGACGCAUCUUAUCAGUACUACCGCCGCACGAUGGGCAGCGCAUCACCCCCACGGGAGGACCUCGCCCCACCAUUUGAUCAACCCCCAGAGUACGUGACAAAGAGCAAACUACACCUCGAAUACUAA
This is a messenger RNA of Trypanosoma theileri, 1722 nucleotides long. Its product is annotated as putative regulatory subunit of protein kinase a-like protein. NCBI's taxonomy places the organism in Eukaryota, Euglenozoa, Kinetoplastea, Trypanosomatida, Trypanosomatidae. Bases 1 to 1722 code for a protein of 573 amino acids. The record is from RefSeq and is a predicted model, not a curated record. The transcript has a single exon.